AUGGCUGUCACGCUGCAGGAGUGCCUGGAGCUCCAGCUGCUGGAAGUGGAAAUGCUCCUUUCGAUGUUUCCCAAAAAAGGUGAAAUACAUCUGGAUGAGGACGCUGUGCCCCGUGUGCAGCGCUACCUGAGAAACGCUGGUGGAGCUCUGCCCCCGCAGCUCGAAUAUUCAAUUGCUAUUGAUGUAGGGGAGGCAAAGGUAAAAGUGGAAUUGCAGGUACUGCUGCCCCAUAUGUAUCCUCACGUAGCUCCUCAGCUUUUUGCAAGAUCCAGUGCACUGCACAGAGAGCAGCAGUUGCAGCUCAACACUUGUCUCGCUUCUCACAUGAGCUCUUUAGAUUCAGGUGAACUGUGCGUAUAUGAAGCUGUGCAGUGGGUGAAAGAAAACAGCCUGCCUUACUUGGAAAACAGUAAGAUCUCUUCUGAAAGUGCUUCAAAAGAAGUCGUGGUUAAAGAAACAUUGCAUCGCAUGUGGAUCUACAGCCAUCAUAUAUAUAGGCAGGAAUUGAGGAAGAAGAUUUUUGACUGUGCAAAGAAGUUAAAUCUGACUGGCUUCUGCCUCACGGGGAAACCUGGUGUGAUCUGUGUGGAGGGACUCCGAGAAAACUGUGACGAGUUUUGGCGUGCUAUUAGGUAUCCCAACUGGAAGCAUAUUUCAUGCAAGCAUGUGGAGAAUGUAGAAACGGAGGGAAGCGUCGAUAAUCUUCGUCUCUUUCGUGUUUUUGAAGACCUACAGUUUCAGGCACAUGGUGAUUAUGGCCUGAGGAAUGACUAUCACAUGGAUCUUGGCCAGUUCCUAGAAUUCCUGAAACAACAUCAAAGUGGACAUGUUUUUCAGAUUUUAUUUGGUGUCGAAGGCAAACUUUCAGACAAAUAA
This is a messenger RNA of Pelecanus crispus (Dalmatian pelican), 876 nucleotides long. It is a transcript of the gene RWDD2A, whose product is annotated as RWD domain containing 2A. Lineage: Eukaryota; Metazoa; Chordata; Aves; Pelecaniformes; Pelecanidae. Gene Ontology annotation, molecular function: protein binding. The record is from RefSeq and is a predicted model, not a curated record.